Messenger RNA from Dendronephthya gigantea, 1882 nucleotides. RefSeq names its product methionine aminopeptidase 2B-like. Bases 40 to 1458 code for a protein of 472 amino acids. Gene Ontology annotation, biological process: proteolysis. Gene Ontology annotation, molecular function: metalloaminopeptidase activity. The transcript has 14 exons. The record is from RefSeq and is a predicted model, not a curated record. NCBI's taxonomy places the organism in Eukaryota, Metazoa, Cnidaria, Anthozoa, Malacalcyonacea, Nephtheidae.
UCUAUUUUUAAUUAUUUGUUCACGUGCCAGUCGAUCAAAAUGGCCGCUACGACAUUGGAAAAUGCUGUAAACGACUUAGCUUUAUCAGAAGAAAUCGCAGAAAAUAAAGACGAGGAGAUUGUACAAGAAGGAGACACAACUGCGACCAAAAAAAAGAAGAAGAAGAAAAAGAAAAGGAAACCCACUAGUAAUGAAGUUAAUGGCGAGGAUAAUGGAGCAGACAUACCAGAAGGCACAACAGAAGGGCAUGUAGUCAAUGGUAUUGAAAAUGAGGAAGAAGGAAAAGAAACAAGUGAAGUAGCACAAACAACAAAUGAAAGCAAAAAGAAGAAGAAAAAGAAAAAGAAAUCUGGAAAUGCUAAUUUAACUCAAACAGAUCCACCUACUGUGGCAAUCAGUGAUUUGUUUCCUGAUGGAAAUUUUCCUCUGGGUGAAGUUGUAAAUUAUAAAGACGAUAAUUUGUGGCGUGUGACAAGUGAGGAAAAGAGAGCUUUAGAUCGGAUGCAUCUGGAUCUCUAUAAUGAAGUGAGACAAGCAGCUGAGGCUCAUCGACAGGUGAGAAAGUAUGUUCAAAGUUUCCUGACACCAGGAUUAACCAUGAUUGAUAUUUGUGAAAGACUUGAAACUGCAUCACGGAAAUUAAUCAAUGAGAAAGGAUUUGAAGCAGGUCUUGCGUUUCCAACAGGUUGUUCUAUCAACCAUUGUGCAGCACAUUAUACUCCAAAUGCUGGAGAUAAAACAGUUUUGCAGUAUGAUGAUGUCUGUAAAAUUGAUUUUGGAACUCAUAUUAAUGGAAGAAUCAUUGACUGUGCAUUUACUGUGGCUUUCAAUCCACAAUUUGAUCCACUAUUAAAUGCUGUAAGAGAGGCAACCAAUACAGGAAUUAGAGAAGCAGGGAUUGACGUCAGACUUUGUGAUAUUGGAGAAGCAAUUCAAGAAGUUAUGGAAUCGUACGAAGUGGAGAUAAAUGGUAAAACGUAUCCAGUCAAAGCAAUAAGGAACCUGAAUGGUCACUCAGUUGGGCAAUACAGAGUUCAUGGGGGAAAAACAGUGCCUAUAGUUAAGGGUGGAGAGGCGACAAAAAUGGAGGAAAAUGAGUUUUACGCCAUUGAGACAUUUGGUAGUACUGGUAAGGGAUACGUUCAUGAUGAUAUGGAGUGUUCUCACUAUAUGAAGAACUUUGAUGCUGGACAUAUACCUUUAAGAUUACCACGAGCAAAGCAGUUGCUUCAUGUUAUCAAUGAAAACUUCGGAACUUUAGCCUUUUGUAGAAGAUGGUUGGACCGUUUGGGACAGACUAAGUAUCUCAUGGCUUUAAGAAAUCUUUGUGACUCUGGACUUGUUGACCCUUAUCCACCGCUUUGUGAUGUCAAAGGAAGUUACACAGCUCAAUAUGAACAUACAUUAGUAUUGCGUCCAACAGUAAAAGAAGUUCUAAGUCGAGGUGACGAUUAUUAAUAAGGCCCACUGUAUACAUGUUGCGUGGAAGUAAUGCUGGGUUUAACAAACCAUGAAAUGGUAAAAUAUCCAAAGUAAAAAGUUAAAGAACUCGUGAACUUAUCUUCUCGGUGAAAUGAAGUGUAGCGUUUGAAAAGGGUUUGUAAGAGAAAGGUGUACUGUAUUUUGGGAGGAAUUAGAUUUUUAUUAAUUGACCAAAACGAAAAAAACGAAUCAGUCAUGUUUUUUUGAAAGGCAGCGAUCUGCCCAACCUCGUGCCCAGAGAACACCCUCGGCACGAGGUUGCGAUCUGCCAUCGUUUUCGUUUGGUCAAUUCUUGAAGUAUUUUGUUACAGCAUAGAUAUACGGUAAUAAAUUAUUUCUAUUUAAUAAUUAUCAAAUUUCUGUAUGGUAAAUAAUUGUUGAUAAAUAAAAAAACUAUCCU